CUUAUCUGGGCCUUUUAAAGAAGGAGAGGGCAUUGGAACAAGUGAAUGAAGUAUACAUCCUGCCAUGCUUCUUGAUGGAGAAGUGGAGGCGAAGAGACUAAAACAACUACCUCUAUACCAAGGUGAAGUUCUCUUCCUAUAGGUAUAUCCUUAUGCCUAUAUGUGAGAACCACCACUGGACUCUCCUUGUGGCGGAUGUCAAGAGAAAAACCAUUUCCAUCCUGGAUUCUCUUGGACAUCAGAACACAGAUGUUGAAAAUUUAUGGAGGAAGUACAUGUUCACACGGGAAAGAUAUGCCCCAGAGGAUCUGCUGUCAUGGAAGCCAGUUCAGGAGAGGGUUCAACAGCAGAGAGAUGGCCAUAGUUGUGGUGUCUUUAUUCUUAUGUUUGCAGAAGCCCUACUCAAUGGUAUUCCACCCGCCCUGAUGAUGCAGGCACAUGCAAGGAAGUUCCGAGGCUAUGUGAAGGAACGGCUGCUGUCCAAUGCUUCAGAUGUAAAAGGAGACACGUGUGCCAUGCCCUUCUGCUUCAAGCCAACGAACGAUGUUUGGGUGCAGUGUAGAGACUGUUUGCUUUGGUCCCAUUCCAAGUGUUCCGGGAUGAAGCGCCAGAAAAAGGAUCAGUUGUGUUCGUUGUGUAUGUGGAGGGAGGAGGCAGAAGCUGGGUGCCACUGACGCAGUGAUAAUCAGUGACAUACAGUGAUGACAUAUAUGGACAGUGUUUUAUAGUAUAAGAUUAUUUAUUUAUUUAUUUAUUUAUUUAAUAUUUAUGUUAAGUUUUCUCAGGUAGAAAGAGUGUUUUAAAUUCACUGCAAUUGU
Molecule: messenger RNA, 818 nt
Organism: Saccostrea cuccullata (small rock oyster)
Lineage: Eukaryota; Metazoa; Mollusca; Bivalvia; Ostreida; Ostreidae
Exons: 3
Coding region: 153-674 (173 amino acids)
Biological process (GO): protein desumoylation; proteolysis
Cellular component (GO): nucleus
Molecular function (GO): deSUMOylase activity
Source: RefSeq, a predicted model, not a curated record